Wyeomyia smithii (pitcher-plant mosquito) is the source of this 2690-nucleotide messenger RNA. RefSeq lists its product as uncharacterized. The record is from RefSeq and is a predicted model, not a curated record. NCBI's taxonomy places the organism in Eukaryota, Metazoa, Arthropoda, Insecta, Diptera, Culicidae. Bases 117 to 899 code for a protein of 260 amino acids. The transcript is spliced from 6 exons.
UAAGUAUCGAGAAGUUUCCCAUCACUACCCUAAGUUUUGGUCAACAAAAACAAGUGAAGUGAUUACAAUUUUUUUGUAAUUAAGUGGUGACUAAAACGAUCAAAAUAAGUCAAAUAAUGAAUAGGAAACGCAGGCCGCUACAUUAUUAUAUAAUCAGACCCUGGUGUAACCGGAAGUAUAUUAAGAAGAACAACUUUCAACCACAAGCACCAAUGGUUAACAAUCAGAAUACAGUUUCGGAAACAACAAUUAGCACUGCCUACUAUCAGGAAGUGGAAGGUGAAAUCCCGGUCAAUAGAAAUGAUUCGACAAAUGAUGUUCACACAAAUAAAAGCCAAAAAGAUUCCGAACCCACUUCCGCUGCAAAAAUGACAGUUGAUUUUGAUUCUGAGGAUGAUAUUGAUACAGGGAAUGGAAAUUGUGAGAUGAGCGAUAAUGAUAGCGAAUAUGACAAUCUUAAAGAUUUUGAUGCAAACUCUGAUGCGUUUGAAUGUGGAACUGAAAAACAUAAUAAUUAUAAUGAGUUGUUGCAAAAUAUAUACUUUGAUCUCAUAUUGCUGAAUUGGUUAAUCAAUGAUACUGUCGUCAAGUUCGCGAAAAAUAUUAGUGUGAGGGAUAUGAGGUUAAUGGUCCUUAAUUUCUAUAUAAGACACAAACUAAGUCAAACUGCUUUGGAAGAUUUACUCCAUAUGCUGAAUUUGUUCAUGGAAUAUAAAGUGCUUCCGGAAACUUUUGCCUCUUUUGCGAAAGAUUUCGAAAGCCCACUAAAAGCAAAGAGAAACUAUUUUUGCACCAACUGUUUGUACGGAUUCAAUAAUCAGCCAAACUCUGAAUCAGUCUGCCCGAUGGAUGGAUGCGGCUCCAGUGAGAAUGAUUUUUUUAAUAACGUUUCCGCUUGAGCAACAAAUAAGAGACAUAUAUUUGAAGUAUUCUCAACAAACUAUAAAAUACGAAAAACAGAUCGAAGAAAAUGACAUAUCGGAUAUUAACAGAGGUUUAUUAGCCCGAUCGAUUUUCUCUAGAAACACUGGAAGAAUAAUAACACUUUCCGCAAAUGAAGAUGCAGCAGCCGGAUAUAAAUGCACUAACAAAAAACCAAUUUAUCCUCUCUUCGUAACCGUGAAUAAUCUCCCACCUAAAUUAAGAUUCGAUCAGAAUAAUUUGAUCCUGGCAAGUCUCUGGUUUAAUAAAGGGAAACCAAACAUGGCAUUAUUUCAUAAGAAGUUCGUUUUGGAGCUACAAAGAUUGCACAACGGAAUGCAAAUAGAAGCACAAACGUACAAAAUUGUUCUACUUCAAUGUUGUCUCGAUUCUAUUGGGAGAUGUGAACUUUUUUGUUCAAAGCAGUUUAAUGGUAGAUACGGAUGCACCAUUUGUAUGCAUCCUGGAAAACUCGUAUGCAAACAAAUGAAAUAUCCCUAUCAACGUGCGAAACUUAGAGAAGAUGUAACAACAAGGAGGUUGAUGAUUCAAGUAGAAGAGUUUGAAACUCGUGAACCAAGAUUUGGAAUAAAGGGCCUGAGCGUACUAGUCGGAUUACCAGAAUUUGACAUUAUAAAAGGUCUACCAGUUGAUUACACGCACAUGGCACUUCUAGGAAUCACGCGAACAAUUUGGGAAAUAUUGGUGGAAAAUAGUAGCGGAAACAUUCAGCGAUUACGAAAUACAAGUAUUGUUAAAAAAACAAUAGGCGACAGAUUUACAUCAAUGAGAUUACCAAGCUCGUUUUCACGACGCAUGCGGAAACCCGACGAAUAUCUUAAAUUUAAAGCAUCUGAAUGGGAGACUAUUCUAUUGCACUGCAUUUACCCAUGUUUAGCAGAUUUGUUACCUGCUACUUAUAUGAAUAACGUUAUGAUGUUUGCAACGGUUGUUUUUCUGUUACUAGAAUUAAACAUUUCGCGAAGCACGUUAUUAAAAUGUCAAAAACUAAUGGAUCAGUUCGUUGAGGAUUUUGAGAAGCUGUAUGGAGAAUCUUUCAUGCUCUAUAAUGUGCAUCUAUCCGGUCACUUGGUACAGAAUGGUAGAAAUCUAGGGGCGUUGAGGAAUUCAUUAUCUUCCCGUAUGAAAACGGAAACAGUAUGUUGAAAAGUUUUCAUACAUCUCACAAUCGUCCAGUUCUGCAACUUGCAACUAAAUACGUUUUGAAUAGAAUAGUGCACUACUCAUAUUCGCCAAGAACUCCAAUAGUCGAAGCCUUCACUGAAAAAAUAUGGAGUCAGCCAAGGAAAAAUGUUAGGGGUGUGCGAAACUGACUUUUCUGGUGUCGAAACGAAACGAAACGAAAUUAACCCUUAAUUUCGGUUUCGCCAAAUUAGUCGAAACGAAAUCAAGGUGGAUUUCGAGUUCUCGAGACGAAACGAAAUUGGUCUCUAAAUUUCGCGAAAUUUCGAAAAAUAAAAUAAAUGUUUCUGAAACAUAGCAUUACAAUGAUUUGAAACGUUGGAGCGUACGCUAACGAAGUACCCUUCAGCAGUUGAUCGCAAGGUGCUUACGAAGAGUAACGUAGGUGUUCAGAUAUCGAUAAACCGACAAUGACGAGAAAAUCAAAAAUGUAAAAAACUAAAAUCUUGAUGCACUUAUUUAUACAGAUUAUAUUGCAGGUAAUAGUAGCGCGAUAGAUACAAAUGAUAUAAAGGUCAAACUCGAAAUGUCUUUGUAAAUAAUAAUUUAAUAAACUUCUGAACUGA